ACGCGGAAAAAGCGUGCAAGCGAGAGAGCGCUCGAUACGGAGUGUAGUAGGACCGCCCCAGUGGCUUGCAAACGUGGCGCGCCUGGGACGGCGGUGUUUCGUUCGAACCCGCUUUUUUUUGCGGACGUCGAAGCGUGUGUGGCUCGGUGCGGCUUGAAUUCGCUCGUUCUGUCUUCGCCGUCCGCGCAGUGGUGCUUUUUUUCGCUCUCGAGCGUGUGACAGUGCGAAUCGUCUCGACGGUUGGACCGAUAGCUACGUCGGAUCGGUGCGUGUGCAGCACCAAAGUCGUCCGGGCAAGCCGGUCGCCCGUGUGCCGUGUUGCAGACGGCGUGAAAGCAGACGAACUCGCGCUGCGCGUGUCGUCUGCUACUUUUUUCUGUUCGCCCCCCGGCACUCGUACACCAGGCGCCUGGUCAGCGGGUUUUCUGCGGUUUGUGCUCGCGUUUUGUGGUGGUGUUUUUUAGAAGUUUGUUUUUUUCCCCUGCGGUUUUGAUUUGUUUGGUGGUCCUCGCCUCGCGAAGAGAAGACGCCAUCGCCAAGGUCUGGCAGUGUUGGUUAAAAGAAAUCGUGACUCCCGACUGCGAAAGAACCAGGAUAUCGAUCCUGCGGCGAUCGGUCAAAUGUCCACGAUGUGGAGACCAUAUCGGGGAUGCGAACUCGAGCUGCUGCGGGCGGACGAAAAACAGGAAGGCUAAUUUGCGAAAGUCAGACGGGGAUAUACAGCUGAACGCUGCUUUGACCGCCGUGACAGCCUUGGCGUGAGAGGCUACUUCUGACUUCGAGUAAAGCGGCCGCACCGCACUUGUGAGCAGGUUCAAGCGAGAAAAGCAGACAUCCCACGAGGAGCGAUCUUCACCACUGAGAGACGCGCCAGCUGAAACUGAAAAGCGGCCAAGUUCCGAACGCCUGGAGCUCGAGACCCUGUAGGCGCGAAGUCCGAAGGGCCCGCGCCACCCAGCGCCACCUGCCGGCCGUCUCAGGCCCUGCAUGAGGUUGCCGCGUGAAAUGACCACGUGACGUCGCCACCCAUUGCUAGUCACCUUAUAGCAGCAACGCCCCCUGGCUAUUCGUCGCAGGGAGGUCAUGGUGAGGUCUCGAGGCGAAGACACGGCGGCUCACGAAGAGGACCCGCUGGGCGCCGAGGACUGGCCCGACGAGGCGCGCCAGCCCGACCGAAAGAGGCCCAGGCCGGACUCGAGAUCUUCCAGCAACCUGGCGAACGACAUCUCGGAUGGCGCUCGCUCCGACUCGUCCUCGUCCGGCGGCCAGGGCGGCGGCACAACGAGCGACUCGCCCCCGCCCCCGCCCAUGGCGUCGCCAGACGGCGCCACCCGACGCAGGCCGCCCCCGAGCGCCGCCGGUGCUGCCCCUACCGGCGGCAGGCGGCGGCGCAGCGCCCUCUCGGCCCGGGAGCGCAACCUGCGGCGCCUCGAGAGCAACGAGCGAGAGCGCAUGCGCAUGCACUCGCUCAACGACGCCUUCCAGGCAUUACGCGAGGUGAUCCCUCACGUGGCCAUGGAGCGCAAACUAUCCAAGAUCGAGACGCUCACGCUGGCCAAGAACUACAUCAUGGCGCUCACGAACGUCAUCUGUGACAUACGCGGCGACCCCAAGCCGUACCAGUUCUGCCCAGCCGAGCUUCCGUUGCACGACGACGAAGAGGACGACAUCGACGAAGACGACCUCAAGGAGGACGACCUAUCGGUCAGCGACGGUGGCGCCCCCUGAGCGCCCUUGCACCGCCGCUGUCGCCACGGCCACCACCACCACCACCAGUCAUCGCAACCGAGCCGCCGCCGCCUCCAAGCCAAAAGAAGCCAAGCCAAGCCACGACGUUGAGUCACGCCACCGCUGCUUGCUAAGGGUGUCCGGGACAUCGUGAGGGUUGGACUUUGUCGCGACGGCGGCCAUACGAAAGUGUCACUCUUGUUCUCCUAGUGGGCAAAUCUCGCUAUGCAUCGUUCACCGCUGCUGUGCGGACCUCUGCAGAGGAUGCACUUGACGACGCACCUUAGUUGGGGCGCCAUCUGGUUUCGCUGGCGGCAAACUCUGGAAACACUCCUGGUUCGUUGUAUUCCGCGCUCCAGAUUCACUUGUCGUCUGGUAAGGCUGUGGGGUGGCAGACGACGAAGUCGCUUGCUGGGCGCCGCCUAUUACGUGCGUGGGCGUGGACUCGUCUCGCAGGCGAAACUCUCGUCUGUUUAACUGCAGAGUCCGUGGCUUAAACCCACCCAGUAGUAGUCGUGUCUUUGGUCAUCGCGCAAGUUAGUGCAGCGUUGGACACCUUAAUAAGCGCGCGAUGGUUUCAGUAAGGGAGGCGUCGCUGGAUAUCCGGACGUCAAGAAACCUCUCUAGUUAUACACCGGUUCUGAAGGAAUAUUUCGUUUUUGCUUCGAGCCGGACGUUGUGAAGCCGCAUGGUGGGAACUUUAUACCGCAUGGUUGUUAGUGCGCCGAGUACUGUGUUUCGUCAGCCGGUGUUGUGGACUAAGCAGUUAAAAGCCUUUGAGGCUCCUGUCGAAGGGUUCACAAGUGCAUCUCUCCUACGCAGCAGUGGUGUUCUGGAACGUGGUCUCAGCAAAGGAACUCGACAUUCGAUGAGCUCCGAACUCUGGCGUCGCAUGUAUUUAUUAUGUUGUGAGAUGUUCAUACCGUGGAACGCGAUGAGCGAAGCUGGGAUAUUGAUUGUUUGUAAGUUUUUUUUUUUGCUAUCGAUGGUUGUUAGGCGCGCAGAGUAUUUACGAAGGCCGAAAUCGUUUAUCUCGUCCAACAGAUACAUAACGCUUGAAUAUAGAAGUCGUGUGCUUGUUUUUUUUUUUCCGUCGUCAUAAAACCUUGAUUGUGAAAUCACAAGGUUGCCAUUGUUAACGAUAGGCAGUCAUGCAUGUGAGUGUAGCAGUUUUUUUUUUUUCGUAGGCUGAUUGAUUUCACGAUAUUUCUUUUCUUUUUUUCGGGAGGCUGCAGCUAUUGACGCAUCUCAUUUUCCGGGCUGAUCGUUCCAACUGCUUUCUUCAACGGAUGUAUCCAGUGACGUAAGCUCGCGUGGAGAAUAAUGACAUGGUCGAAUGUAUUGAACAAGCAGAUGUCAAGACAGCGUUCUCUCGCUUGUAAAUAGAAAUUCGUAUUUCUUUUUUUUUUACCUCACGAGAUCAUACGUUUCGCGGAAUUUAGGUCAUGUAUGCACUCUUGGUCGCUCAAGGUUCAUGGUGCCAACAUAUAUGUAUUUCUGAAGAGUAUGCGUCGGGGACAACCGGAGGUUCCUCUUUUUUAUCUUAUCACGAUCGCCUUUUCUUUUGUUCGCGUUUUUAGUGUGUCGCUUGAAUUUUCUUUAUUAUCGCAAAACCUGCCUGAACAAUCAACCAAACGAAGCGUUCGCACAAUUUCAGGAGCACGGGUCCAAAAGUAGCCGUAGUGAAAAUUAUCGCGCCGCACAAAGCGCGUUUGUGCGAAUCAAGUUGAAAAAAAAAGAAACACCAUCUGCUUGCCUCGUGUAGCCGUUGCUGCUGUAAAGGAAGUUUCCUGAACAGUUAUCUAUACCCCGUUGACGAUCCCAUCCCCAUCUCUUCCCAGCUUUUGUCUUCCACCAAUACUCAAAACGUGUCUCGUUUGUCUCGACCACUGGCCAGUUGACAACCAUCAGGUUCAAAACCCUAUUGAUUUUGGAAGGUGGACAAUACUUGUGUCUCCCCGGCUGGGUCACGCCUUCGCAUUUCGUUACAACGUAAAAAGUCGUUUCCAGAUUAUUGUAACCUUUCUUUAUUUUUGCAGCAGAUGCGUCAUGAGUGGCCUUGUUGCAAAUAUUUGUUCCUGCAUGUUUUUUUCUCUAUUCCGUCAGCCAGCUCGGGCAUAAAAAAAAGAAGUCAAGGCACUGCUCUUAAUCUCAUCGUACAAAUUUUCUUUCCCGAUUUCUAGCUCGCCGAUGUCGAUAAGCUGAAAGAUCGUAGUGCCAGAGUAAAUUUCUUCUUUUUUUUUUAAUCUUAGGCUCUAGGAGCUGCCAUAAGCAGGCAUCGUCAUCGACCCAGCCUAUAUCGGACGACGUCGCUUCUUCAGUUUCGAGUCGAUGUGUUCGAUCGCGCGUCGAUGUGAUCGAUUGCGCGUCGAUGCGCGACGAUCAUGUCGAUGAGGCCGUACGGCUCGGCCCACCCUCCACAAUUGUCGCGUUUAUUUUUGGCUCCACGUCGGCAAGAGUUCGUGACUGCUUUCGAUAGUACACGACAGAGGGGAAGAUGUUAUUUUUCUACUUGAUAAGAAAAAAAAAAGCCCUGUACAGUUUCCUUUUUUUGCUGUUGUCGUCGUUGCGUACAAGAACAUUCUCCGAGCGAGGGGAGAAUGUUGUUGCAGUAAUCAGCGCUAGCAUGCGCACGCUUGAGUGUCUGGGACAAGUGUCGUGCACAUUCUUUUUUUUUAUCUCUUUCUUCAUCAUCCUCACUUUCGUUCGCCACGUUUCCGGACUGCGAAAGGUUUUUAAAGCGACAAUUGCUUCGCGUCCGAUAUUGUUUUGCCUUAGGGGACUCAGUGUUUCCUUUAUUUUUUUUUCCUUGCUCUAGUUUCACUUUUCGGAAGUUUGCUGUGAAACCCAUCGGUGGCGCCCUCUUCGAAGAGUGUCGUACGGCAUUCGCUGGGGUGUUUCCAGAGGCCGACAGAAACAGUCGAAAGCAUGCAGUGCGGAUGUCUCCAUUUUCCUUACGUGACGACGCCACGCCCAGUUUGCUUUGUUCGAGAAUGUCCAGGCCAAAUGGUAUCGGAAAAAGGUGCGAGAAGAUGGGGCCGUUCCCUUGACAACGGUUCUAAGUUAUUGCUUUUUCAUUUUUCUUUUUAUUGACAUAUACUCACUGCUUCGUCACUAGAUUUCGAAGGGCACCUUGCCGAACGUCGAUGACUAUCGAUGGUAUCCUUUAUUGUCAUGCAGCCGGUCGUUGGUGGACAUUGUUUGUUUAUUGUGUGCGGUGAUGAUUCUGGGAACACAAAACGUUUAGAGCUUUUUAUUUUAUUUACGGGGUGCCUGAGGUGAUGCGAGAUGAUGAUGAGGACGUUGUUUCCGGUGCCAACGCGUGUUUGAGAGAUUGUCGCGUUGUUUGGGAAGGAGAAGUUGAGUGAAUGUAUACAGUUACGUUAACUAAGAGUGAGCCCAAGAGAGUAUUGGAACAGUCUCUUACAUGGCACUGACAUAAGACCAGCUGCUGCGGAGCAGACGACUGAUGAUCCUUAACGAGAGACUGUUUUGUUAGUUGAAGAAAUGCGUCAGAUUUCCCACAGACUAUAACAUGACGGCUCGUUUCUCUAGCCUCCGUGUUCUUGGUCUUGACAGAUGACGUAGGCCUAUGCGCUCCGUAGCAGACGGCACACACUUCUUUAGCAACCGCGACCCAGCUGUUCCAGAAGUGUGUGCCUAUGACCGCAGACGAACGCCGUCUUGUAGUCCUACUGGCGUGCAGACGUAUAGGCCUCGACCUUCCCGCUUGACUUCGGCUUGCUUUGGCAAGUUGUGCUGACGUCACGAUUCUGAGGCAUCCGCACUGCGCGCUUUGGUGCUGACGUCGCUGUUCUCUGCGCACAGAGUGCAGCGUGCAUGGCUCUCCGAUUCGCCACCACCGCCGAAACGUCUUUGCAGUGGCGUGCUGCCGACGUCAUCGUUCGCUUUCGGCAAUCAAAUCUCUGUCGUCUGCGAGGGAACCGUAUUUUAUUGUACCACGGGGCUGACUGACAAUCGACGCCACUCGGGGGAGCCGCUCACGUACGCGCAUGCGCACGCUUCUCGGAAAGUUACGUCAGCGAAAGGACUGUGCAUAGUUAGUUCCUGUGGUCUCUCAAGCAUUUUUGCUCUUGUUUCAGUUGUUAUCUCUUUUUUUUUUCUCUCAGUCUUUGUUUCGCCGCGCAUUCAGCGUGGUGUGCUCGUGUCGUCUCAGGUUGCGUCGCUCUGUGUUAACGUGAGUGUUGUGUAUUACUCGAUUGUGUGAAAGCUGUGACUAUGCAAGUUUAGCUUUGCUGCUCCGCCCCCUCUCCCGCGCCCCCUUGCCUCCUUCUGCCUCCCCCUUCCACUUCGAUGCUUCCAGUCAGUCGUCCAUAGUCUCGCUUAUGCAGGCGUCCAAGGGCCCUAACCUCCAGUAUUUAGUCGUUGCCGUGUUGUGUACCGGUUUAAACCUUGGCGCUGGCGAUGCCGCACUAUCGUAAAAUGUAGGUGUUCUCUCCGAGCGGCGUGCCUAGAUCCCGCCUAGCAGCGACGGAUUCGGACAUGGCACAAGUUGGCUAACGCUCCUCGUCUGAACAUAACGGGCGUAUUGCAUGCAAUGUUCAAGCAUUUGCUACGUCGUUCCAAGAUGCGGGGUAAAAAAAGUAAAGUUCUAAGGCACACACAGACACCGUGGACGUUCCGUUUGACUGUCAUGCGUAGUUGCGUAUUCGUUGGUCAUCGCGAAGUAAGAGAGCACAGCCGCCUCUCUGGUGAACUUUUUUCAUGAAGUUGGGUCGAAUGCAACUGCCACGGCAAGACCUCCAACUGCAUGCUGCGAGAAUUCGCUCGUGUGGAGAAAAACUUGCCACAACUCUGCGGCGUCUCUUCACGGUGCCCCGAGCGAAACCUACUGGAGAGCUCAGAUGAUCCUCAGGGGACAAGGCGUCGUUGUUACCUCCGUAUUCGGGAACGUUCCUCCACUCCGAAGUGCACCUCGGCUCGGGAAAUCGGAUUGCAGCGCCAUCCGUCAAGGGCAGUGGUCACUACGCUAAACUGACGCUCCACGGCAAUUAUCGUGAAGGGUAGUUUCUUGUCAAGCUGAGGGGCUGCUGCUGUGCUAAACUCGGGGCAGUGGAGCAAGAGCUUUCCGAUUUGAAGAACGCUUGAUAAGACGGGGGUGUAAGCCUUCACUCAAACAUGUUCGUUCUCUGCCCGAGCUUUGACGCUCACGGCCCUCAGGCAGAAUGUCAUUUUUUUACGGUCAAUGAUAGAUGAAGAGUAUGAACGCUGUAGGCAUGCAAAGACACCGGCCUGCCGUAACAAACUGGGUGGUAAGGUAUAGUUAGAAUUGUUUGUAGCCGCCUGGCAGCCGCACUUCGGCAUAGGCGAGUAAGUGUGGGGCAUAAUUGGAAAGGAGUCCGCCUUGCUACCCUGCGGAGAGGAGAGGGGAGUGACCUCUGAGUGGAAGAGGUGACCAGGGCGUGCUAGACAAAGCACACGACUGUUCAAACCAUGUCUCGUGCCAUCGCUGCUCCGUUUCAAACAUCGAUAGCUACUCGCCCUAAUGACACGUGCUCGUUCCCAUUAUCCGUACAAAACCCUCUUCCAAGACGAGAUGUACUCCGACCUCCUCUGACGUCAAUUUCAUUCUUAUAUCGGCCCUACGCAUAGGAAAAGAAAAGAGUACCUGCUGACCUUCGUAUAUUGUGUCCGUCGUCCGUACGGUGUAGUUGACGCAUGCGCACUGGCGACGUCGCGCCGAGCCGCAUGCCGGUAGUCUUGCUCCAUGUCCACGCCCUUCGCGGUUGCCCCGUAGUUGUAGCCGUGGUGCAUACUGUUUUUUUUUUCUUACGAUUCCGUUUUGUCCAUCGCAUUCCGUCAUUCUUCCCGUGACUUGGCACAAGACAAAUCCCUCUCCGUCUUGCCGUCUCGUGGAAGGACGCUUCCUGGCGCCAUCUGGCGCUCGCGCUGGUGUCCCGCUAAACCCCGUGAAAGAUGUUUAAAAAGAUGAAGUGGAUGUGCAGUGCACCUCGUAAGCGUCGUCCUCUGAUAACCUUUGUCGCCACGGUACCUAUCACGUGAUCUCCCACGCAUUCUUACAAAGCAAGCUGUUAUCAAAGUUUCGAUCUGUUAUUUACUUUUCUUUUUCUUCGUUUCAGCCGCAUAAUUUAGCUCCUCUGGCUAGACGUUCAAGAUCCGUAUAGAUGCCCGUGUAGCUUCCUUUACUACUUCCAGAACUCGGUGAUAGUGUCAGUCUUGUGAAUGAGGGCACAGGCGCAGUUGAUGUUUUCUUGUUUUUCUGCUCAAUACAUUCCAUCUAUUGAUACUCUUCGCGGAUGCGCCUUCCUUUUUGGGGGGACGCUUUGUUUUGGAAGAAGCUGGACGCAAAGUAGUCGUAGCGGAGCUCCUGACGGAAAGAUGUGACAACGGCAGUGAGGUUUUUGCUUAGUAUCGAAUCGCGAAGCGCUCAUAAGCGUCAGCUAUAGCAGUGAGGUACCAACGUUUUCAGAAACAAAGGGCUGUUCAAAGAUAAGAAUCGAUGAAGAGGAAGUCUCUGUCUUCAAGCCAGCUCGGUGUCAGCCAACCUUGCAUGAGCGUUGAUCGAUUGAUAUAUUGAUAUCGAAAUGACAGGAAUCUUUGGUGCCGGCUUUUUCAUCGACAUUUUAUGGUCAGAUGACGUGCGAUGUUCAAAGAUAGAACAUUAGCGUUACAGCUAAGUGCAGAAUCGUUCAGCGCGAGUGUAUGGUGAAACCAACGGACACUAAGAAAGCAGGAUUCUCAUAUUGGACCAACAGCUCGCUGGAAAAGGUUAACGAUUGUUCACGAGCAACUCAACGAUGGUUCUCGAACAACUGUUGAGCGCUAGAAAUAUUUUAUUUUAUUUAUUUGACGACGGUGGAGAUGUUUGAAUGGCUUUUUAUUUCGUCAGUCUUUUUCCACAUUUGGUUGUCACGUGACAGUACAGUAAGAUGGCGUGACAAAAUAAAGUGAGAAAGUGAGAAUUCCACUGGACUCAUUUACGAGACGUAGGCUUUGAAUUAGCAAAUGUUAGUGUGCCGAUAAACAAAAAGGGUAGUAAAGAGAAAAAAUGAGUUAUCUUUGCUUUGACAGGUCUUCUAACGCAACGGUUACUAUAACCACAGUUAGAAAGAGAGUUUUAUUCGUUCUUAAGCCAGACUAUACGUAGCUACCAUUUUGGCCCAUGGGCGACCAGUCCAUAAAUGGGCUCGUGCAAAUUUUUUUUUUAAAUUGUAGGUAAUACACCAAUUGUUAAAUUCCUGUAGACACUAAUACAAGGGCUUAGCAUCCUAUGUGACAUUUCUUUAUAAUCCUUUUUUCAUAAAUAUUAUCUUCGACUGCCAACCGGUCGCGCUAGAGAAAUUCUGGUGGAAAAUAUGCCAGCGACUCCUCUGUAUUCUUACGUUAACUAUUGAUAAAGAAAUAUAACGGAGGCAAUGAGAAAUAUAACGAAGUGGUUUUUGUCUGGAUAGGUCACGUUUCUUAUGUUUUAUUUCAUUGUCCUGAAGUUCGAAUCUCAGGCGUUCGUUGUAGGUAACGUGCCAUUACUAUGGGCUCACAGAUUUGCCAGCUUCUGUCAACGCUUCCUUGCCCCGUAUUGUUUGUUCUCCGCGAAGCGGGUAGGGACGUCCUAUUGUUGCUUUCAAUCUGGCGUUCACCUCUGUUCCUGGCACGCAGGGAAACCGCAGCUGUAGCGCACGUUUAAACAAGCGUUACACAAAAGAGAAUUACUUCGCGUGAGCGUCACCGACAGCGAAAAAGACAAGGGAGAUUCAAGACAAGGCACGAUAAAUCAACGAAGUCUAACUGCGCAUUUCUCGACGCGCAAGCGGGAACCUCCUCCAAACUUGCACACCAGUCCAGGUGCAUUCGUGGAGACUACCGCGCACUUUAACUGUUUCUGAUUUCUCCAAGUUCGUUUGUAGGAGAGGGAUGUAGGAUGUAGGAUACCUCGUGUUAUGGUCAAGAAUGACACUGUGCCGGCCAAAUAGAAAGUCCCUUAGAAGCCACCGCUUGUUUCACACAAGGCGCAUCGUGUACAAAUGACCAAAACAAAAGGAAAAUGCCUUCGACAGUCGUGCGGAACUUUUUUUUUGCGUGGUCUCUGCAAACUGGAAUCUAGGUUACGUAGUAUAUAGCGGUAGUACCAGGCCGUCUUACAUAGCGGCUGCGAAGCUGUGUUUUGUCUGGACUUUUGAUUUUGACGCAGCGCAGCGUACGCUUGUCAGACGAGUUGUCCACUGCGACUGCGAGCUUUGAAGUGAGACGGCACCUAGUGGUCGGGCGACGUAGCAAGACCAGUGGGAUCCUCACGACGACCUGGUCCAGUACAACCGUCAAAGAGUUCGAACGUCAAUCGCAGACAAACGCAGCCCCAAGAUGGCUGGCUCGACGCACCGUGUGAUGUGCCACCCUGGCGUGAAUCGAGUUCGGGGCCCGCUGAAAGGCUCGGGUGACGCGGCAAGAUUUGAAAGGACCAAGCUCUGCAGGGAUUCUAGCUUUUAGUAAACAUGUUUCCUUUUUUUUUUAUUGGUGCCAGUUGUCUUCGAGAAGGGUACACAGAUGAACACGAGAGGAACUAAACAUGGUGCCGUAGGAAGGGGUCCGAUUUCAUGACGAUUAAUCGUGAGACUAAUCACUGUCUGUCAGCUUUGACGUCUGUCAAUCACUUCGGCCAGUUGUGAAGCGGCUUCUUCGACCAACGUGUGGGCGUGCCCGCUUUGCUUGACAACCAAGCCAAUCAACGCAGUCAAUUCAGCCCAGAGUCUAAUGUAUACGUCACCUCUGCCGUUCACCUCGUUGACAAUUCCUUCCUGAACCUCACUCAGAUCGUGUUCUAUACGUCGGUGUGCACUGAUUAUAUCCACGUAGAAUCUCUGUUUCCUCGUUGGGGACAGUGGGUUCUGGCGGCGAACUUCCAGCAGGUGUCGUUGUGCUGUACGCUAACUCUGCCCGUAUUUGUUCCCGUUUCUUCGAGUACUUGCCCUUGGCAGUCAGCAUAUCACGUCAGACGAGCAACAGUCUAAAAAAAACAUUCUGUAAAUGCCGCCUUCGUGGGACCCACUAGCCGUAUUUUUUCCUGAAUUCUACUCAUGUCGGUGUUUCGGCGGUCGUAGCUGUAGCGUGUUCCCUCCCUCGCAGUCAGCGACGCAUUGUAGCGAGCGCAUUGAACGACGAAUCUUUCGGAGCGCAGCGCCGUCUUGCGACCGCAUCCUGUCGCAACGCCAACGUAAGCAAGACGAGUUGCUCUUUUACCUAAAUGUUUCCGACGGCCAACAAACAGCCUUCAACUGAAAAUUUGGCGAUGCACGUACGUCGUUUUUUGAGAAAGUUCCGUUAAGGCAGUUUCGAAAUUUCUUUGAAUCAGAUACAUGUCUCAAUAAGUGAGCUCCACUCUGCUACGAGACAAUAUAGCCAGCACUUUACUCUCACGGUGCAGCAUUGGCUCAAGGAGCCUGUUUUUUUUUUUUCGUUAAACUACCUGAAGCUCACUUAUAGAUCUGUGGAAAAAAAGUCUUCCAAAAUCUGGAAAUUUUUGGGAAUCUCUAUACAAGCAUCUAACAAAAAUAAGUGUUAUCGUGGACGAAUGAAAACAAAAAAAAUGGAGAAAUUCUUAUUAGGGCUAUAAAACAGGGAACUUCUUUUCUCGAACAGAAGAGGUGUUAGCAUGCUUGACUUGGAGAACUUCGAAAACUUUCACUCCACUCAUUGCAGCGACUGUCAAAUUGGGCCCUUGGAUGAAGCACCCAUCGACAAAAUUCUUACAUUUAUUGUGUCCAUGAUUAAAUUUUCGUGCUCCUUUUUUUAGGUGGUCCACGAUGGCACAAAAUGAGCCUGAACCUGAUUCUCGAAAACAAAGCUUCGCAUUUGCAGAACGCUUCGCGCUUGUCCGGGAAGUCGAAACUGGUACCAUCGUCUGAUUGGCCAUCGAGCAAAGGAAAUUGUCAUGGGACUAGCGAUUGCGAAUUAGUCGACAACUCGGCGUGCCGGAAUAUUUUCAACAAAUUGGCUCUGCAAGAGUCCCCCAUGGCGGAGGAAGCCUCACGAAAAGAAAACUGGUGUUCAAUUUUAAUUCCAACUCCCGGUUUCCAGAAUCUAACUCCACCUAUUGUAUUUGCGUAGAACUCACCUAAUCGAAACGCUCCGAGAACAUGUCAGAGAAACGGUUUUACACUCGCGACUGGGGGAUACUGAGAUUUCCAACAAACACGGUGUUAUCUUCGCUUUAUAAGGUCAAGCCUGAGCGUGGUGGCUAGAAGAGCUUUUAUCUUGAUACUAUGCGAAUGGAAAAUAUCGCGCUGUGACCUUUCCGGCCGUUUCAGUUUCUACUGAUGUUCUUCACACGUCUGAGUUAGACCUUUGUUCCGACCCGGAUGGACCGAACACUCCUACAUUCUGGCAAUUUCUCGAUCAAGCACUUUGAAAACAGUACAUGAAGCAUUUUUUUUUACCGCCUUGUAAGCUAAUUGCUCAGAGCGUGUGUCUUGAUUCCUAGCUGCUUGAAUCAAUUUUGUCAGGCAAGUUGGCGUUAAAGCUAAAAAAGGAGUGGAGAUACUUUGACUUUAGAAGAAAAAAAAAAAGCGUAUAUCAAUGAUCUGUGAAGUAGCGUGCACUGUGUCCCGUAUACGUGAAAUAUCCGGUAAUCGAUAGAGAGAGAAAGAGAGAGAGAGAGGGAGAAUUGCCGCUUGCCCUUGUAAGUCAGCAAGCCAGCGCAAGAAAUCAGUGUUGUCAGGAACAAAGCGACGGUCAUGUAGUCGACGUCCGCCGCGAUAACUGUUGUCGCCCGCCUCUGUCCCUCCGAGUGACGUCACGACGGGUAUACGGUGACGUCAUUUCCGACGCAUAGCCUCCUCGUCCUCAUCUUCCUCCUCAACGGUGCCAGUGUUUGCGCUUCCCACAUUUUUCGGCGUGGGGAAGCAUAAUGUCACGCCGUCGAUCGCGCUCGACCGAAGUCGCAAGGUUGAGUCGCCGUGCUCGUCUAAAAGCCGGGAGGCUCGUGCCAGUUGCUUGUUGUGUAAAGGCGUUCGAAGCGAUUCGCGUCCCGUCUGAACGCCUCGUUGUCGUCGCCGUCGCGUCGCUGCUUCGGCCUUUCGCCGAACGUUGGCGACGCCGAAGUUUGCGGCGCCCGGGUCAGUGUGCCGCUGUAACAGUCGCCGUGUGAAUCGCUGGGCUCGGUUCAGACGCAGCUUUCGCUUGUCUCGUGAUUGGUCGGUUGAACGGCGCAGCGCAGACGCUGUGCAGAGUUUCAAGGGAGAAAGUUUUUCUGGGGAGCAGCUUUCUUUUUCACCUACCGCACACUGAAAUGUUUUGCGUUUUUGCGUUGGCGCUUGCGUAAGCACUGUAACGCGAGAAAUCUCAAUCUGGAAAUUCGUAGCCAAGCGCUUUCCUUGUUAUACGUUAGCGCAUACGUUGUUUUCGCGGGACUUUUCGUGUCAAAGUGACAGUGGCUGUCGUUACGCUGGCGAGUUCUUGAAGUGAAAACUUGCAGUGCAUGUAUUUUUGUCUGUUGUGCAUCAGACAGAGUAUGUGAAUCAUCAGUUGCUACGGAAGCGUGCUGAAAUAGCGUUCAACCCUACGUUGAGCGCCACUUUUGAGAGGCUGACGAUGCCGUCAUCAAACCUGUGCCGUAAAUUAUGUGCCUGUGUUUCUUGCUUGACACGUAUUCUGUGGGCGCAUGGGCGAAAGACAGAUCAACUUUGUGAAUCUCGGCACGACGUCCUCGAGCCGUCUUGGCGUGUAACGUACUUGGGUUGCUAUCCCCGACAGUGCUAUUCCGCUACGACGUUGAAUUGAACCAUCGUGUUUGCCCCUUGAUUUACUAAUGGGACCUCCAACGUAUUGUUUGAGUGCCGCAGAAAGCAUACAGCUGUUCUAAAACAGAGCGGAUUUAAGACGUGUACAAGACGUGUCAUGAUGACGUCGCGCGCGAGUAUGCUGCAGCCUGCGGCAGCGCUUUGUAAAAAUUUUGGCGAAGCAGUCACCUUUCGACAGUUUGGCGUCAUUGGGAACUUGUGUGCUUCUGUCCAUCGUCAACCGGCGGUAAUGUACUAUACGCGCGCACAGCCAACUUCUGUGCUAAGUUUUGUUUUAUUACAUGCUGUCUUCUUUGGAGGAAACCGAUCACGAACCUCUCUCUCACAAGCAACAGUGUUUGUCGCACGCCCACACCCCGAUCAACGAGCGUUAGAUGCGUCCGAAACAGAGCCACUGCCGUUUCUGCCGCGAACUGUGAAUGUGAUUGCCCAGAUGUUGUUACGCCGAUUCUCUUGUACGCGAGUGUACGUGUUCAUAUGCAUUUCUCAGAGUCACGGAUGCUUACUGCAGGCGCGGUGUCCCAAAAGUGUUCGACGCGACGGACUGCCGGUCUGUGUUCCAGUUUCACAACGAUCGUUUUCAGGCUAGGGCUGGGCAGCGAAAUGGCAAGCACGCUUUUACGUGUACGACGGAAAGUCGCCUCAGAUGAUAACCACUUCCAUUCUGCGUUCUCGCUACUCGUGGAGAGUUUUAGGUGACGGGGAACCUGAGCAACAGGCCUCACGUUUCCUCUGCACAGUGCCCCUUCAAGCGCUUUGCGCAUGCGCAAGGUCUCCGAGAACCACAGCGCAAGCUGUUCCGUAACUGGAUUCACACUCAUCUAUCUUCCGCUCUCUUUCCUCAAGCUAUUUGUGUGACGCCGCAGGCAAUUCAUAUCGUGUAAACCGCUGCUUGAAAAACUUCACAGGGAGUUUUAGCUCAGCGCAACUGUAGGGUGUCGUUACGUGAGUCGUUUAUUGCACGCCCUGUUUCCUAGCGAUGAAAAUCUGGACACGUAGCCUCCAUCCUUUAGUCGGGCAUGAAGUGUACGCGGCGGAGUAUCGUGAGAUAACUACGCUUUCCAAAAUUGUCUUAUACGUAAUCUUCCUGGAUGCGAUACGAUUGGGAUUCCGGGAUAGGCAAAUAACGCUACUUGAGCUUCCUCCAGGGGCCACAUGCCGAAGACGAGGCUACGGGCCUCACCUUGCCUGGGCAACAAUUUUUAUGUGCCGCCUCAUAACCGGGGAGUAAAUAUGCUCCCAAACUUGCGUUUCUCUAAACCUUCCUAAUAAGCACCCGUUAGCACAAUGUCGGCCUUAUUCUAUGCCUUAAGACGUGCCGGACAUAGGCUAUCUCGUAUGUAUAUGCCGAAGUAUAUAUACUGUGCGCGGAGCUCGUAGCACGGAGCUGGCAGUGUUAUCGGAACGCCGUUACGUUGGAAAGAUUUAGUGAACCGCAAAUAUGCUUCCGCUCACAUCAAGACCUUGCACUAGCACCGACUAGGAAUCAAAUACGGCCAGGCCUGAAACGUUAAAAACAGCCUCGGCCCUAUCCACUUCCUACUUCCAAGUAAUGUAACGUUACGAGAUAUCGGCAGGGCACUAAAGAGAGAGAGAGAGAAAACAAGGGUAGGAAAGACAGGGAGGUCAACCAGAAGAGCAUCCGGUUUGCUACCCUACACUGGGGGUGGGAGAAAGGGGAAUAGAAAGAGGAAGAAAGGGAGGGCACUAAAGGUCCCCUACAUUCCGGCGUUUCGAACGCACUUCCAAACACUCAUCCUACCGGCUACGCGCACUGUAUACAGACAGUACGGGAAAUUCUUUCCAGUCGAUACCCCGAAGUCGAAGCAGCACGUCCGGCUGCGCGGAAGCUUGCAUUGUUGUGCGGCACUGCUGUAGAACGCACCAGCUGUCACCCUGGAGGUCGCCUACCGCUGCGGAAAAAACACAUUGUUCCCGCGCGCAAGGACUCGAGAAAGGCUGGAUCGAACGAGCAAACGCAUCGCUACGGCUGUGUAGAGCGACGCUACCUUCGUUUCGCUGUCUUCCUGUCGUGCUUUUUGGGCUUUCUUUCUUAUCCUGACCUCUUACAUAGGACGUCGGCUCGCUCGAAAUGCGACAGGAGUCCGUUCACUCUCGAACCUUCCGUACAGUAUCUUUUAUUCUUCAUUUGUCGUUUCAAAGUUUGAAAAAAAUAAUACAUGUCGUGACAUUCCCUUGCCAGAGAAGCUUGCUUGCUCUCUUUUAUCAUUAACGGUAAUUGCUAACUCGACUGUCUUUCUAACUUUAGCGUGUUCUUCCUUUCUUAAUUUCUUUCUUGGGCGUGUCGCCCUUAUGGUUUCGGACGAAAGCGAUUGUCACGAGUGUUAACUUCCUUCAUUUUCAGUUCCGUAACUAUUCCAAGCGGUCUCUUAGCGAAACCGGAGUUAUUUCUUUUCAACUCGUUUUCUUUUUUUCUUUCUAGAAGCUCGGAGCGUUUAUCGAAAUAGGUUCGGCGUCCAAGACGCCUUACGUCGUCAUCUUACGUCGCCAGAGGGAGACACUUGCUUCAGGCAGGGUUUCAUUUACCCGCCCUUUAUUUGUUCCGACGGAGAGAAGCGGCAGUCUUUUCCAGUGGAGUGGAGAAAUUGAAGGUCACAGAGUAAUGACAGUCGAGUCCGUUCACUUAUCCCAGGGCGAUUAAAUGCCGCUUUAUGAAGCGGUCGUUAAUCUUUAAUCGUUGAUUUUCUUACGUGGUCCUCCUGCCUGGAAGACGACACGCACAAAAAAAAAGUGUCGCACGAGGAUUGGGACCGCAAGUUCUAAAGGAAGGACAAAUGCCACGCGUCGUUGCACUGUUUCACCUCGUCCACAUGUGUUUUCUCUCUCUCUCUCUCUCACUCUCUCACUUUCAUAGCAAUGCCCCUAGACCUACGUUCCGCUGUGGGGUCACUGUUCCGUGUCAUUAGUCGCCCCCUUUCAGAGGACUUUUGAUGUGCCAAAACGCGUCUGACUGGCUUAGCUGAGCAGAUGCGGCCUGACGUGAUACUGAGGUUUUUGUCUAUGUCCCUUCGUUUGUGUGCCCGUGGUGGCGGCAGAGUUCUCUCACUUAGAGGUUACGCGAAACCUGGCUUCCAUUGUGGCGCGACAUUUGAAUGACUCCUCGAGCUUACGGUAGAACGCGUUCUUUCGUCGCUACCUUCUCCAGUUUACACUAUAUCGGCGUGACUCCGACUUCUACGUCUAGUUUUCUUUCUAUUUGCUACGAAGAGAUGUUUUAGCCUCUCCCGUUCGAGUUUCAUUCGGCCACGAUAGAGCCCCUUCGGCGUAGGCUAUUUAACUCACACAGCGGAGCGUCCCAAAGGCAACACCCAGUCGAAUUGCAACUCCUCCAGUUGUUCAUCGCUGUACGUUAUUUGUCUGGUUAAUCUCGCACCUUCCACUGCCAAAAAGCUUGCACCCCCCCCCCCCUCCACAAUCCCGUCGUUUCUUUUGUUGAUUUGUUUGAGCGAUCACUUUUCGGAUUAUGAAAAGCUUUAUUUAUCCCUCUUUAAAGGGAAGGGGGCAAUGGAAUAGAGGGUGGGGGGGAGGACCUACUUGAAGUAGGCCUCCUUUAUCCUCUCAGCCCGCUCCAGGAUGGCCUCCUGAAGAUCGGGCCUGGAGCUGCGCAAGGCAGCUUCCCACUGCUCCUCACUAGAUAUAAAUUGCUCGAGAAAAGGGGGAAGGGGGUGCUUAGGGCACCCCCACAUAAUGUGGGUUAAGUCUGCUUUGGGAGAGACACAGAAUUUACAAGAGGGGAAAGGUAAAUGGGUGUUCUUGCGAAACGCUUGCAGAAGAGACGCGAGGAAACGCAGCAACAUCGCUAAACCUCGUAAAACAGAGUCCGCGAUUUCGCAAGGUGACUUAGCAAAGAAGAGCCACGUAAGACGCGAACACGUUCCACUCGGCGUCCUCACCCGAACCGCCUUGUCCUCCGAGAAUAGAUUCUCCCCUUCGUUCGGCGACAAUCGAACAACUUGUUUCGCGGACCCUUUCCCCACACUCCCCCCCGCUCUGCCAGCCGCUGUGAACAUCAGUGCUCGAACAUCCAUGGUCUAUUGUGCGCUCCUGGGGCCAUUGUUACACACCGGUUCCAGCCCAGCGUUAGACAGCGGGCAAGCGGGAGAGAAACGCAUAACCGCGGCUCGGCCUCUGUGACGGAUGAGAAUCCUCUGCGCAGUGCGCCUUGAGGGGAGAGCGAGUUAGGUUGCGAAAGACGGGCUCGUCCAAACCCAGCUCCCACAAGUUUAGAAAUAAUGUGAGAGGGAGGCACUCAAUGCCGCCUUCGUUAUCUGCUACGCCGCGGACUAACUAAAACGUUCUGGCACUGUUUCGCAUAAUAGGCGCCAGAAGACCGAUCGCUUCGACUGACGAUCGUUCCGUAGAAAAACUUCAAGUACCCCACCUGGCGGUUCCCUCAGAGAUGUUUAUUUGAACAGUCCGUUGAAAUGAAAUUACAGACGCAUUGUGUUGUCAAGUCUUAAGAUUUUCUAUAUGCAGACUUCCCGAGGACUAAUGACAUUAUAAUAUUUUUGUCGCUUAGUGUCUGUAGAAUUGCCACGAACGACCCGCUCCGAAUUCCGGGGUACACAGUAGACCGAUGGAAAGCAGGCGUGGUAAUGCUGCUCAUCUCUGUGGACGGUACACAGCAGUUACCAAGCCCAUAACAAAGCAGUGCGGUCAGCGGGAGGUCUACAGAACGUCUACAGAACGUCUUCAGAAUGUACGGCCUUAUCUUUAUGAAGGUUAGAGUGCUCGAAACAGCGUUGACAAGUUAGCGUUUCGAUUACCCACUCUCGUACAUAUUGACGAAUCAUGCAUGUCUCAGUGCAGUGUCUGCCAUGCAGAUGGCAACUGGAUGACGGCCGUAGCGGCUACCGCUACGGCCGUCAUCCGAUUGCCAUCUGCCAUUGCUUACGUUUUAACUCCGUUCUAAAAAAACACGGUAUUUUUUAUUGUAUUUCCGAUUUUGUCUGAAUGAAAUUGUGGGGCAUGAACUUUGCCUCGAGAACGUUCUCUCAAGUUAUGAAAGUAAGUUUAGGCAGUCUAGAUACCCUUCCGAACUUCUAGCAGACUUCAUCGACUUCCUACAGACGUACUGUUGACAAUAUAUUUCACAUAUCUGUUUCAUCCUGUUUAUAUACGAUCCGUGCGCCUUAAACGAUCUGUUCCUUGACAUUCCAGUUUGUAAACAACAGUCGACAUUAGCAACCCUGUCAUACCGGUCGACAUUAUUAGCCGUGACAUAGGUUCACGUACUUCUUACAGAGUUGAUAGACGUCAUAGCAGCUAGCCUGUAUGAAUAAGGUUUCGUAAGGGAACAAGGCUUACUUUAAACCUAGUUUGCGAUCGAUUUCGUCAGAUGGCGUUGCCUUCGCUGCCCAGUCCUUCGACUUUGCUCGUAUCUCUCUGAAUCGAGAGGCGUCUUGAAUUUCUCGCAUAACAGAUAUGCCCGCUGUGUUAGCGUUCUCGAUUCCUUUGGCCUUACACGAGAGAUGUAUGUACGAUAUGAAUCGUUGCUUAGUUGGUAGGUUUUUUUUUUUUAUGCGAGUGUGACUUCAUGCGCGAAGUGUGCAUGUGUGAGCUUUCAUGUUGUUGUUGCUGUUGUUGUUGCCGCUGCUGCUAUUUGUUCGUUUAUGUUGUCUGUUUCCUUGUUUGUUUUGUCUUUUAUAAACAUAUGCAUUUUUUUUACUGCGCGUUCGCGUGAGAAAUGAACACAUGUCACCUUCCCACGUCCCCCAAACCCCGACUCUUUUUUUUUAUCCGCUUCACACAAAGAGAACGAAAGUAUAGAAAGACGACGAUAAAAGAUUGAAGAAAAAAAAAACACGAAAAAAAAACGACAAAACACUUGAAACGACUAGAAACACACGAGACAACAUUUCUUGAUAUGACGCAACCGCAGAGAGUAAUAUAUAUAUUUUCUAUGGGUCUGUCCCAUUUGUUGACAUAUAUUUCUAUAGUGGUGAGACGGCGUUCCUUCCACAUCGUACCGGUAUAGUGUAUAUUAUAUAUAAUUAUAUAUAUAUACAUAUAUCUACACAUGGGUAUAUAUAUAUAUACAACUACCUAUAUACAGAAUGCCGUAUAUGGACAUGCAGAAAAGACGUGUUGUUCCAGUUUCUUGGAAGAUAUUUGCUGUUGUCAAAUAAAAAUGUUUCGAAGCUC
Messenger RNA from Dermacentor albipictus, 19667 nucleotides. The record is from RefSeq and is a predicted model, not a curated record. NCBI's taxonomy places the organism in Eukaryota, Metazoa, Arthropoda, Arachnida, Ixodida, Ixodidae.